AUGGUCGCAGCCUCGUCGGAACGCGCCGCGGCGGACAAGUCGCCGGAGCAGCCGGAGCAGGAGCUGAGCCCGCAGUUCGUGGAGGGCUUCGUCAAGGGCGUGAACGUGAAGGACGAGAAGCAGGAGGAGGAGCAGCCGAAGCUGGAGAUGUCCGAGUUCAAGCGCAAGGAGGUGAGCGGCGAGCUGCCGACGGAGCCGUUCCUGGUGGAGAACCCGAACCGGUUCGUGCUGUUCCCGAUCCAGGAGCACGACGUGUGGCAGAUGUACAAGAAGGCGGAGGCGUCGUUCUGGACGGCCGAGGAGCUGGACCUGGUGCACGACCUCAAGGACUGGGCGAACCUGACGGACAACGAGCGGUUCUUCAUCAAGCACGUGCUGGCCUUCUUCGCUGCCAGCGACGGCAUCGUGAACGAGAACCUGGCCAUGAACUUCAGCAAUGAGGUGCAGGUGCCGGAGGCGCGCUGCUUCUACGGUUUCCAGAUCGCCAUCGAGAACAUCCACUCGGAGGUGUACUCGCUGCUCAUCGACACGUACAUCAAGGACGCGGUGGAGAAGGACCACCUGCUGCGAGCCAUCGAGACGAUCCCGUGUGUCAAGAAGAAAGCGCACUGGGCGCUCAAGUGGUGCGACCCGCGGGUGUCGUCGUACCCGGAGCGUCUGCUGGCGUUCGCUGCUGUGGAGGGCAUCUUCUUCUCGGGCUCGUUCUGCUCCAUCUUCUGGCUCAAGAAGCGCGGCCUGAUGCCUGGUCUGAGCUUCUCGAACGAGCUGAUCAGCCGCGAUGAGGGCAUGCACACGGACUUCGCUUGCCUCAUGUACUCCAAGCUGGUGAACAAGCUGCCGGAGAGCCGCGUGCACGAGAUCGUGCGCGAUGCCGUGACCAUCGAGCACGAGUUCGUGCGCGACUCGCUGCCUGUGGAGCUGAUCGGCAUGAACUCGUCGCUGAUGUGCCAGUACAUUGAGUUCGUGGCCGACCGCCUGCUGUACUCGCUGGGCGUGUCGAAGAUCUACAACGCGAAGAACCCGUUCGACUGGAUGGACAUGAUCUCGCUGCAGGGCAAGACCAACUUCUUCGAGAAGCGUGUGGGCGAGUACUCCAAGGCCGGUGUGGGUGUCGCGGCGGAGGAGCAGGUGUUCACCCUGGACGCCGAUUUCUAA
Molecule: messenger RNA, 1155 nt
Organism: Phytophthora sojae
Lineage: Eukaryota; Oomycota; Peronosporomycetes; Peronosporales; Peronosporaceae
Exons: 1
Coding region: 1-1155 (384 amino acids)
Biological process (GO): deoxyribonucleotide biosynthetic process
Molecular function (GO): oxidoreductase activity
Source: RefSeq, a predicted model, not a curated record